Poecilia latipinna (sailfin molly) is the source of this 2863-nucleotide messenger RNA. RefSeq names its product zinc finger protein 570-like. Bases 143 to 2416 code for a protein of 757 amino acids. Lineage: Eukaryota; Metazoa; Chordata; Actinopteri; Cyprinodontiformes; Poeciliidae. The transcript has 4 exons. The record is from RefSeq and is a predicted model, not a curated record.
UCCAGCAGAUGGCGAUAAAGAGCAAAUGCGUUUCUCCACAGCCUCUCCUUGAACCAGGAAGAAGACUUUCUGCAUCUGUUAGCGGCGUUAACUUUCUUCUGUUGUUUCUUCUGGGGUGAAUAUUUGUGUUUCUGCAGCAACAAUGUCUUCAUUUCAGUCUCUGAGAGACUUUAUCAGGGAGCGACUGGCCGCUGCUGCUGAGGAAAUAUUUACAGAGUUUGAUAAAACCAUCGUCCAGUACGAGGAAGAGCUGUGGCGUCAACAGAGACUGCUGGAAAUCUACUGGAAACCCCACAUAAAGCUACAGAGAAUAGACCUCACACAGCCUUAUGUUUGGAAGGAGGAUAAUGUCACUGACCAUCAGCUCCCCAGCCUAGAGAUCAACUCCAGUUUGAACCUAGGUGAGAUGCAACCUUUAUGUAUGCAUGAGGAACUGGGGAAACCAGAACCUCAACAGAUGAAAGAAAACCAAGAAGAACCCGAACCACCACAAAUAAAAGAAGAGCAGAAAUCGGUGGUAAAGGAUGAACAGGAGGAACUCUUUAUCAGUCUGGAGAAAGAGCAGCUUGAACAGCGUUGGCCAACUGAUUCCUUCACAGGAGUCACUAUUCAUGAGAAAACGGAGAAGAGGAAACCAGAGUCAAACGAGGACCAACUCACCAUCCAGACUUCCGCUGAGCCUGAGAAACAAAACCAGGGAAGGAGCAACAAUGAAGAAUCUGGCUCAAACAGGGCUGACGAACUAGAAGAAAAGAGUUUUCAGCAUUUCAGAGUUGAAACUGGGAAUGUUGUCGGUCCAGAAGCAGAAUGGCAGGAGACAAUGCACACAAACUGCAAUAUUUCAGCUUGUAAAGUUUGUGGUAAAGUUUUCGCUUCCAGCUAUUUGAUUGAUCACAUGAGAAUUCACACAAAUGAGAGACCCUUCUCGUGUCUGAUUUGCGGAAAAAGCUUUACAAUGGCGGCUAGAUUGAAGGUUCACAUGAGAAUUCACUCGGAUGAGAAACCUUUCUCUCUGAGAGACUUUAUCAGGGAGCGACUGGCCGCUGCUGCUGAGGAAAUAUUUACAGAGUUUGAUAAAACCAUCGUCCAGUACGAGGAAGAGCUGUGGCGUCAACAGAGACUGCUGGAAAUCUACUGGAAACCCCACAUAAAGCUACAGAGAAUAGACCUCACACAGCCUUAUGUUUGGAAGGAGGAUAAUGUCACUGACCAUCAGCUCCCCAGCCUAGAGAUCAACUCCAGUUUGAACCUAGGUGAGAUGCAACCUUUAUGUAUGCAUGAGGAACUGGGGAAACCAGAACCUCAACAGAUGAAAGAAAACCAAGAAGAACCCGAACCACCACAAAUAAAAGAAGAGCAGAAAUCGGUGGUAAAGGAUGAACAGGAGGAACUCUUUAUCAGUCUGGAGAAAGAGCAGCUUGAACAGCGUUGGCCAACUGAUUCCUUCACAGGAGUCACUAUUCAUGAGAAAACGGAGAAGAGGAAACCAGAGUCAAACGAGGACCAACUCACCAUCCAGACUUCCGCUGAGCCUGAGAAACAAAACCAGGGAAGGAGCAACAAUGAAGAAUCUGGCUCAAACAGGGCUGACGAACUAGAAGAAAAGAGUUUUCAGCAUUUCAGAGUUGAAACUGGGAAUGUUGUCGGUCCAGAAGCAGAAUGGCAGGAGACAAUGCACACAAACUGCAAUAUUUCAGCUUGUAAAGUUUGUGGUAAAGUUUUCGCUUCCAGCUAUUUGAUUGAUCACAUGAGAAUUCACACAAAUGAGAGACCCUUCUCGUGUCUGAUUUGCGGAAAAAGCUUUACAAUGGCGGCUAGAUUGAAGGUUCACAUGAGAAUUCACUCGGAUGAGAAACCUUUCUCAUGUAUGACUUGUGGAAGAAAUUUCAGUGGUGCAGCCUGCUUUUCUCGGCACAUGAGAACUCAUACAGGUGAGACGCCUUAUUCAUGCUUCUGUGGAAAAAGAUUCCCACAAAGAAGUAAUUUCACUAAACACAUAAAAACUCACAUGGGAGAGAAACCUUUCUCAUGUCUGACUUGUGGAAAAAAUUUUAGCUCAAGAGAUAGUUUAUCUCGGCACAAUAGAACUCAUACAGGUGAGAGGCCUUUCUCAUGUCUGACUUGUGGAAAAAUUUUUAGCUCGAAAGAUAGUUUAUCUCGGCACAAUAGAACUCAUACAGGUGAGAGGCCUUUCUCAUGUUUGACUUGUGGGAAAAGUUUUUCAGAUAGAGGAUGUUUAUCUCGGCACAAAAAAAUUCAUUCAGGUGAGAGGCCUUUUUCCUGUGUGACUUGUGGAAGACGUUUUAUUCAAAGAAGUCAUUUGACUUCUCAUAUGAUGACACACCGAGGUGAGCAGGUACGAGCUUGUGAUGCUUCGUUCGUGGAAGUACCUCAGAACUGCCAGGAGGGAAAUUGAAUGUCAUAAAUCUUAAUAUAUGUAAACCGCCUCUAUUGAUUUAUGUUUCUACUUUACUCUUGCUCCCUUCUGAAAGCAGUGACUAAAGCAUUUUAAUGACCCUCCCUUGCACUUUUGAACUCCAAUCUAUAGUUUUUAACACAUUUACCACAAAACACUUUAUUGCACUUUUUUUUUUAUUUCAAACUGUUAUUACCCAUAAAAAUCUUUUAUCAUUGAAAAUCAAAACUUGUGCUAUUCUUCAUCUUGGACGUAAAUAAGAGCCUUUAGCUAAAAUCGGUCUCCUCUGCAUCCGAGGUAGUUGAUAAUCACCUACAGUAGCAACUAAAAAAACACAGCUUAGGUGUUUUGUUAUUAUGAAAUUUUAUGCAAAUCAGGAACAUCAUCUGUCAUCUCUCCUAGACUCUAUUCUUGUUAAUCUUUUUUUUUAAUGUUUUUUUUUUUUUU